UUUCUUUAUCUUCUUCUGAAACACCUCUCUCCUUGAUAAUUCCUAACCUGAUGUCCCCUUCUGAGUCCCCUAGCUGUAUCUGAUCUAGCCCCUUUGAACAGUUUGUUCAGUGUAGCUAGUAAAAUGUGAUUACAUGGGAGUCCCAGGCACAGUAAGGUUGGUUACAUUGUUUUCUUAAAGUCAAGAUAAAUUUAAACAAGUUGAGUACACAGGAAGAAAGCAUACUGGGUACAUAGUUUUAAAUGGAUGAGAAGUUGGACAAAAGUUCAGUUUCUGAAGGCCAGCUGACAAGGCAUUUCCAGAAAUCAUUCCCACAGUGACUGUAGCCGAGUGGUGUCAGGGUAUAAAGGAACCACCCAAGGGGCUCAGACCGCACAGCACAGAGCCUUUUUGAAGUCUUGUCAUCUCCCUGUGGUUCUAAGCACCAGACUUGUGCACCAAACCCUCAGGAGCCAUGCUGCUGUUGCUGACCUUGGCUCUCCUUGCUGGUGCCACCUGCAGAGCCCAGAAUAUACUGGGCAAUAAUAGAGGCGGCAAAUAUUUCUACGUUCAUGGUGAAGAGAAGGGGGAAAUCAAGACCAUCCGGAUCUUCUAUUCACUAACGAGACUCCUCAAGGGCAUCCAGCUGCAGUUUCACAAUCACUGGAGUGAUGUUUAUGGAGGCCAUUCAGCAAGUUAUGAAGAGUUUCAUCUGAAGGAUGGAGAGCAUGUAAUAAAGGUACAAGGCAGUGUGGGAAUCUGCCUGAACUCUCUGACCUUCAUUACCAACAAGGGGACUGAGUUUACCUUUGGAAAAAAACGUGGCCGUCUAAUUGGGGCAAGUGGAGGUCCAGACAAGCAUCUACAGACUGUCAAUGGCAUGUACUCAAUGCUCUGCCUCCGUGGGAUAGGCUUCAAAUGGACUCAUGGACCAGAGAAGCCUCAAAGAGAACCAACGGUCAUCCCUGGCCCUGACAAAGAGAAGGAAGAUAGCAAAGAUAAAGACAAAGAUGAAGACGACAACGAUGAUGAUGGUGAUGAUGAUGAUGAUGAUAAUGAUGAGGACGAUGAUGACAACGAUGAUGAUGAUGAUUAAGAUGACAAGAAGGAAGAUGAAAAAGAGUCCUAGUGGACUCAGAUCUCAGUCCUGCAUCCCCAUAUUGUAUGACCUCUCAGUCAAGCUCACCCACCUGGAGGGACCAGUGUCCUAGGUGACCCUGGGCUGGAGGAGGCAAAUCCCAAAAGACCCUGUAUCUCUGUGUCCAAUAAACUCCGUGCAUCCAUAU
Molecule: messenger RNA, 1265 nt
Organism: Peromyscus leucopus (white-footed mouse)
Lineage: Eukaryota; Metazoa; Chordata; Mammalia; Rodentia; Cricetidae
Gene: Zg16b
Product: zymogen granule protein 16B
Exons: 4
Coding region: 455-1075 (206 amino acids)
Source: RefSeq, a predicted model, not a curated record